Molecule: messenger RNA, 1629 nt
Organism: Lotus japonicus
Lineage: Eukaryota; Viridiplantae; Streptophyta; Magnoliopsida; Fabales; Fabaceae
Product: putative pentatricopeptide repeat-containing protein At5g06400, mitochondrial
Exons: 1
Coding region: 1-1629 (542 amino acids)
Molecular function (GO): protein binding
Source: RefSeq, a predicted model, not a curated record
AUGGAAGAUGCCCAGUUGGGGAAUGUGGGUGAAGAAGAGUUGAGCCGAAUGGUUGAUGAGACUACUGAAAUUGUUCGAUCGGAAAACGGUUCUGGUUCAAUGGAAGAACGGUUAGAAAAUAUGGGCUAUGGGUUGAAAGCUGAGGUUUUUGACAAGGUGUUGCAAAGGUGCUUUAAAAUGCCACGUUUGGCUUUGAGGGUUUUCAAUUGGCUGAAGCUCAAGGAAGGUUUUAGGCACACAACGCAGACUUAUAAUACCAUGUUGUGCAUUGCUGGAGAAGCUAAGGAUUUUCGGUUGGUGAAGAAGUUGGUGGAGGAAAUGGAUGAGUGUGAAGUUCCAAAGGAUGUUAAUACGUGGACCAUUCUCGUAUCAUACUACGGGAAGGAAAAGAGAAUCAGUGAGGCGUUGUUAGCCUUUGAAAAUAUGAAUAGAUGUGUUUGUGAACCUGAUGCACUUUCAUAUAGAGCUAUGAUUUGUGCGCUCUGCAGUUCUGGGAAGGGCGAUAUCGCAAUGGAGAUCUAUAAAGAUAUGAUUCAAAAGGACAUGGUGCUUGAUGCGAGGUUGUAUACGAUGCUCAUGAACUGUGUGGCUAAAUCCGGAGAUGUUUCAGCUGUUAGUGUGCUUGGAAAUGACAUGACACGAUUGUCUGUCAUGCCAGAAAACGAGAUUCAUGGCUCUAUGUUAAAGAGUUUAUGUAUUUCUGGAAAGAUUAAAGAAGCUUUGGAAUUGAUUCGUGACCUCAAAAAUAAAGAUAUAGCUCUUGAACCUGAGUUUUUUGAGACCUUAGUGAGAGGGCUGUGUAAGGCAGGUAGGAUUUCAGAUGCUUUUCAGAUUGUUGAAAUUAUGAAGAGAAGGGAUACUGUUGAUGGGAAGAUCCACGGGAUUAUCAUAAAUGGGCAUUUAGGUAGAAAUGACAUUCAGAAGGCACUUGAUGUGUUUCAAAGCAUGAAAGAAUCUGGUUAUGUACCUACAGUUUCCACAUAUACAGAACUGAUACAGAAACUCUUUAGGUUGAGUAGGUACGAAGAAGCUUGUAUGCUGUAUGAUGAGAUGCUAGGAAAAGGAAUUAAACCAGAUAUUGUAGCAGUAACAGCCAUGGUUGCAGGUCAUGUUUCACGAAACCAUAUAUCUGAAGCAAGGAAAAUUUUCAAGAGUAUGGAGUGCCAAGGCAUCAAGGCCACUUGGAAAUCAUAUUCAGUAUUUAUUAAGGAGCUUUGCAAGGCUUCAAGGACAGAAGAUAUCCUCAAAGUAUUGGAUGAAAUGCAGGGUUCAAAGAUUGCAAUUCGAGAUGAAGUAUUCCAUUGGGUUAUAACUUAUUUGGAGAACAAAGGUGAAUUUGCUGUGAAAGAAAAAGUCCAGCAGAUGUAUACAGCAUCUAAACUGGAUCCUGAAAAAUUCAGUGAAUCCAAAAAACAAGUGUCUGUGAGAAUUAAGGUUGAAGAGGAUGUGAGAGUAGACCAAUUGAAGUCGGAAAAGGUAGAUUGCUCCUUAGUGCCGCACCUUAAGACUUACAGUGAACGAGAUGUUCAUGAAGUUUGUAGGAUCCUAUCAUCCUCUAUGGAUUGGUCCUUAAUCCAAGAAAAAUUAGAGAAAAGCGGGCAUCAAGUUCACCCCAGAAUUUGUUGUUGA